UAAGUAAUUCAGUGAGUGCUUUCUUUUAUAAGAAGAGCGUCGGCUUGGAAGAAGAAAAUGAAAUACGAACAACCGCGCUGGUUGUAAUAGAUCGACUUGAAUGCGUCUUCUUGCUCCAACAUUCAAGUUCCAUUUCAAGGGAGGACGACGUACCAUGAUACUUUCUGUUUUGUCGAGCCCUGCUUUGGUCUCUGGUUUGAUGGUUGUACGUGCUAAAAAUCCGGUACAUUCCGUUUUGUUUCCCAUCCUAGUCUUUUGCGACACUUUUGGUUUACUUAUUUUGUUAGGUCUCGACUUCUCCGCUAUGAUCUCCCCAGUAGUUCAUAUAGGAGCUAUUGCCGUUUCAUUCCUAUUCGUGGUUAUGAUGUUCAAUCUUCAAAUAGCGGAGAUUCACGAAGAAGUAUUGCGCUAUUUACCAGUGAGUGGUAUUAUUGGACUGAUCUUUUGGUGGGAAAUGUUCUUCAUUUUAGAUAAUGAAACCAUUCCAUUACUACCAACCCACAGAUAUACGACCUCUCUGAGAUAUACGGUUUAUGCCGGAAAGGUACGAAGUUGGACUAAUUUGGAAACAUUGUGCAAUUUACUUUAUACCUACUAUUCCGUAUGGUUUUUGGUUUCUAGUCUGAUUUUAUUAGUUGCUAUGAUUGGGGCUAUAGUACUUACUAUGCAUAGGACUACAAAGGUGAAAAGACAGGAUGUAUUCCGACGAAAUGCCUUGGAUUCUAGGAGCCAUAUAAUGAACAGGACUAUUUCUCCUUUUGGCCAUAGCCAUAGAAGAAGCUUCUCCUCCAGAGCGGGGGGACCGCCUGACAAUUACAAAGAAACCUUUAAAAUGUGGAUUUAGUGCUCAGAAUAUAAGGAUUUCCCU
Triticum dicoccoides is the source of this 868-nucleotide messenger RNA. RefSeq names its product NADH-ubiquinone oxidoreductase chain 6-like. The transcript has a single exon. The record is from RefSeq and is a predicted model, not a curated record. NCBI's taxonomy places the organism in Eukaryota, Viridiplantae, Streptophyta, Magnoliopsida, Poales, Poaceae. Gene Ontology annotation, molecular function: NADH dehydrogenase (ubiquinone) activity. Bases 101 to 844 code for a protein of 247 amino acids.